ACUCAUCGGUCAUCACUCCCCAAAAAGGGCCAAACGAGAGAAGAGGGUCAGAGACUCAGAGAAUCAAAUGCUUUUGUACAAAACAGCUCUUUUUCCUCUUUCGGUUUUGUUUCUGCCGGAUAAAAAUCUAAUGGAAGAAAAUUAGAAAUCAAAAGAGAAAGCUCUGUUGUUCAUUGUGUCCUAGGAAGAGAAAGGGAAUCUCUGAAUGAUUUCCUUUAUUUUCUCUCCACUCCUUCAACUUAUCUUCUUUAUUCACUUAUUAUAACUUACUUUGUUAGUAUUCUUACUUCUUACUUCCCCUAUCGGAUGCCACACUCUGCAACUUCUGCACACUCGUCUCAGUUAUUAUCAACAUUGUACGAGUUUUGCUGCAAGUUCCUUCUGUGCUGAGUUGAUCUCUCUCUCUCUCUCACACACACACACAUACACACACACCAUUUUAGUUGUGGGUGGAUGGUAGGUCUUUGUAGAUGGGUUCAGAGUGAUACAAAUUUAGUUAUUUUCGUUUCGAUAUCAACCUUGUUUAAUGGUUGUUUGCCAUUUACCUUUUGAGCUAUUUGGGUUGAACGUAACUGUCGACAAAGCUUGAUUCUAUAAAUUGGGAAAUAAAGGAAUCAACAAACUACUCUUCCUAUUUUCAAAUAUCCGGAGUGUUUUUUAUCUGUUGUGCAUAAUGGUUUCAAGGUCUUAUUCCAAUCUUUUGGAGCUUGCAUCUGGUGAUUCUCCAACCUUUGGAAAAGUAGGAAAGAGGCUCCCUAGAGUGAUGACUGUGGCUGGAAUAAUCUCUGAACUAGAUGAUGAGAACAGCAACAGUGCCAGCUCAGAUGCGCCAUCUUCUGUAACUCAGGAGAGGAUAAUCAUUGUUGGAAACCAGCUUCCAAUCCGGGCACACCGAAGAUCUGAUGGUGAUGGAGGAUGGAAUUUCAGCUGGGAUGAAGAUUCCCUCCUUUUGCAACUCAAGGAUGGGCUUGGAGAAGAUGUGGAAGUCAUCUACAUUGGGUGCUUGAGAGAGGAGAUUGAUCCAAGUGAACAGGAUGAUGUGGCACAGACAUUACUUGAGACCUUCAAGUGUGUCCCCACGUUUAUUCCUCCAGAUCUCUUCAGUAAAUUUUACCAUGGGUUCUGUAAACAGCAACUAUGGCCUCUAUUUCAUUACAUGCUUCCUCUCUCCCCUUAUCUUGGUGGUCGCUUUGAUCGAUCUCUUUGGCAAGCUUAUGUUUCUGUCAACAAGAUUUUUGCAGACAAGGUGAUGGAAGUCAUAAGCCCUGAUGAUGAUUAUGUAUGGGUUCAUGACUACCACUUAAUGGUGUUGCCAACGUUUUUGCGGAAGAGGUUUAACAGGGUAAAGCUUGGGUUCUUCCUCCAUAGUCCCUUCCCAUCAUCUGAGAUAUACCGGACACUUCCUGUUAGAGAUGAGCUUCUCCGAGCCCUCCUAAACUCUGACCUUAUUGGUUUUCAUACCUUUGAUUAUGCUAGGCACUUCCUUUCAUGCUGUAGUAGAAUGCUAGGCCUUACUUAUCAGUCUAAACGGGGUUACAUUGGGCUCGAAUACUAUGGCCGCACUGUCAGUAUUAAAAUUCUGCCCGUUGGGAUUCAUAUGGGCCAGCUUCGAUCUAUUAUGAAUCUUCCAGAGACGGAAGCUAAGGUUGCAGCAUUGAGGGAUCGGUUUAGGGGUCAAUUGGUGUUGCUUGGGGUGGAUGACAUGGACAUCUUCAAAGGAAUCAGCUUGAAACUGCUUGCCAUGGAACAGUUGCUCAUACAACAUCCUGAUUGGAGGGGGAAAGUUGUGUUGGUUCAGAUUGCAAACCCUGCCAGAGGCCGGGGGAAGGAUGUCCAGGAGGUCCAAUCUGAGACUUAUUCCACGGCAAAGAGGAUUAAUGAAACAUUUGGGAGGCCAGGAUACAAACCUGUGGUUCUGAUUGAUUCCCCACUUCAAUUCUAUGAAAGAAUUGCAUAUUAUGUAAUUUCUGAGUGUUGUCUUGUUACAGCAGUAAGAGAUGGAAUGAAUCUCAUACCUUAUGAAUAUAUUAUAAGCCGGCAAGGGAAUGAAAAACUAGAUGAGACUUUGCAACUGGAUUCAUCAGCUCCGAAGAAGAGCAUGCUAGUGGUGUCAGAGUUCAUUGGCUGUUCGCCAUCACUCAGUGGGGCUAUCCGUGUGAACCCAUGGAACAUUGAUGCUGUGGCUGAAGCUAUGGAUGCUGCUUUAAUGGUUCCUGAACCUGAGAAACAGUUACGACAUGAGAAACACUAUAGGUAUGUAAGUACACAUGAUGUCGGGUAUUGGGCACAGAGCUUUUUACAGGAUCUCCAAAGGGCAUGUUCAAACCAUCUGAGGAGGAGGUGCUGGGGUAUUGGUUUUGGUUUAGGGUUUAGAGUAAUUGCUCUUGACUACAGCUUCAGGAAGCUUUCAGUUGAGCAUAUAGUUUCUGCUUAUAAGAGAACCAAGAAUCGAGCAAUUCUCUUAGAUUAUGAUGGUACCAUGAUGCCACAGGCAUCCAUCAACAAAACACCAAAUCCUGAGUUAAUCUGCAUCUUGAACAGCUUGUGCAGAGACCCCAAGAAUGUGGUCUUCGUUGUUAGUGGAAGAGACAAGAAGACUCUUACUGAGUGGUUUUCUUCUUGUGAAAGGCUUGGUAUUGCAGCAGAGCAUGGUUACUUUCUGAGGUUAAAUCAUGAUGAAGAAUGGGAAACUUGUGUCUCUGUGGCGGAUUUUGACUGGAAGCAGAUAGCAGAACCUGUGAUGAAGUUAUACACUGAGACAACUGAUGGUUCUACCAUAGAGACCAAAGAGAGUGCACUCGUUUGGCAUUACCAGUAUGCUGAUCCAGAUUUUGGUUCAUGCCAGGCUAAGGAACUUCUCGAUCACCUUGAAAGUGUUCUUGCAAAUGAGCCAGUUUCUGUAAAGAGUGGCCAACACAUUGUAGAAGUAAAGCCUCAGGGUGUCACUAAGGGUGUUAUAGCUGAACGCCUCCUAGCAACAAUGCAACAAAAGGGGAUGCUUCCAGAUUUCAUACUGUGUAUUGGUGAUGAUCGAUCAGAUGAAGACAUGUUUGAGGUCAUCACCGGUGCCAUGACAGGCCCAUCCCUCUCUCCAGUGGCUGAAGUAUUUGCCUGCACUGUUGGUCAGAAGCCCAGUAAGGCCAAGUAUUAUUUGGAAGAUACAACAGAGAUAGUCAGAAUGUUGCAGGGCCUUGCCACUGCAUCGGAUCAGGCAGCAAUGAAUACUUCAUUAGUUUCUCAGUAAGUGAUUGUUGAUGGAAGACAUAUAGGGAGUUCCAGUGUUCUUAAGGUUUUAUGGGCAUUCCCUUCUAUUUCAGCAAUACUGUUUCAUUCCCUAUAUUGUGUAGGGUGAGGUUAUGCUGUCAAGAUCAUGGUUCAGCACUUCAUCUGGCAGAGCUCUGAAUCCUGAGAUCACGGGUUGGCUUCCUAUUUACUAUAAGAAUAUAAUUGUUAUAAAUGGGUAUUGUUGCAAUUGUAUAAUAUGUAUUAGUUGUAGACUAUGCAUUCAAUUUUCUUCUCCAUGGUUCAGAAUUGCAGUGUACAUAAGCAUUGACCAAAACCAGUGGUAUAUUUCUUCAUUAGGUAUUGGGCGGCCAAGGUUAAUCUGAUUUAGUUUUACUGCUAAUAAAUUUGGAACUUCUGAAUGCAA
This is a messenger RNA of Nelumbo nucifera (sacred lotus), 3649 nucleotides long. NCBI's taxonomy places the organism in Eukaryota, Viridiplantae, Streptophyta, Magnoliopsida, Proteales, Nelumbonaceae. The record is from RefSeq and is a predicted model, not a curated record.